Molecule: messenger RNA, 297 nt
Organism: Nematocida parisii ERTm1
Lineage: Eukaryota; Fungi; Microsporidia
Exons: 1
Coding region: 1-297 (98 amino acids)
Source: RefSeq, a predicted model, not a curated record
AUGAAACAAAAGGAAACACAGCAAAAAGUAGAGAAAGAGUUAGAAGAUGCACAAAGUGAAAUAAAAGAUGCAAUAAAAGAAGAAAAAAAGAGAGGGGGCUCAAUUUCAUCAUUAGAAAAGGACUCAGAACAGCUAAACGAGUCUCUUUCAGGGCUUCAAGAACAAACCCAUUCAGCAAAGAACCGGCUGCUCAGAAAGAGUCUUCUGUGGAUAGGACUAGCUGUUUUAAUUGUUCUAAUUAUAGGCACUGUAAUAUUCCUAUAUAUAUACGAAAAGAUAAAAAAACUUAAAGAAUAA